AACAAUAGUUAAAAUAAAAGAACUAAAAGUUAAUCAACUUUUUUGUUUGUGGCAAAAUGUAUCAAAGUGAUCCUGUAUCUUCAACUGAAAAAGCCCAUAAGAAUUAUGCAAGUGGUGCCAUCUGGUGUUGCAGUUGUCCCUCAGAACCUAUUGCUUAUAUUGUGAAAUGAAAUAGGCUAAAUAAACACUGAAACAUCUUCCUCGGAAAGCAGACUGUUUAUCGACUCGCAAGUCACAACACCGUUGAAGUUAACGUAUCGUCCCGCAGAUGCGUUAACGUGUCCAGAUUACAUGCUCAGUUUGUCAGGUUCCAGAAGGACCAGUGAGAUGACAGAACUUCUGUUCAGUGAAGUACCACUAAAGAAGAGGAAGAAUGAGACUGAGUCUGCAGACCAGAGCAGGCCUUGCAGACAGGUGCCGUUCAGCCUGUUGAGCUCAACUGAACUACUGCUGCAGAUCCCCCAAAACAGCAACACCAGCCUGCCCGUGUGGGAGAGUGUAAAUGCCGCUCAUGCACAGGUGCAGUGGAGUGUGACUCCAUAUGGCAUCACCAUCCAGAUUACCCCUCUCACCACCCAGAAAGCCCAGAGCAAUGACCAGCCUGAAACACAGCCUUCAUCUCUGUCUGAAACCCAACUUUCAACACUCCCCACAAGCCUGCCUGUUCCGAGCAUUCAGCCCAUGCCCCAGAUGAUCCAUGGUGUGCCCCUCAACCUGAGCACUCAGAUAGCAUGGAAUACUCCCAAUCCUUAUGGAUUGAACUUGCUGCCUGUACUUCCGUAUCAGACUCAAGCAACACAGUCUCCUCCUAAGCCCCUCCCACAGUCUCAGACCCUUCCCCAGCUGACUCCCUCCUGUCAGAGCUUGUCCGGCCCCGGUGCUGCGACUCAUGAGGUCAUUGAUCUUCCCUCCGUGUUUUAUCAGCUAGAUGCCAAAACCUGUUACACCCAGUCCUCUGGUAGCAUCUACAUCUGCGACCGGUUCCUCACUGGCCAUUGUCGAUACAAGUCAAAUUGCAAGCAGCACCACACGCCUCUCCCUUUCCACUGGCAGCUGAGGCGCCGGGACACUCAGCAGUGGGUCGACGUCUCUCUGUCUGCUCUGGUCAAACUGGAGAAGCUAUACUGUGACAUUGGCAGAGAGACCAUCAAGAUGCAGGAUGAGACAGAUAUGUUUUCCCUCCACUUUGACACCAUGACAGUGAAAAAUUCUGUGAAAUAUGAUGAAGCCAGAAGACUAACCAAUAGGAGCAACCCAGCCAGGAUCCCUCUCCUGUCCACAGUGUGGAAGAUCUACUGGUGGAAUGAUUAUGAAUGGGAACCAUACAAAGAAGAAGUGUCCGCGUUGCUACUGGAAAAGAUGAGGGAAGGGAGAACAAGCUGUCGGUUCUUCAUUGGGGAGCAGGAGUACAAAGUGGACUUCAGCACUCUGACCCAGAGGAACCUUACGACCAGGUUCAAACGCAGAGUACGACUGAGGCCAACCUUCCACUCGCUCUUCUCCCUCAAAUCACACCUGAAGACAGUUUCGCUCAGAGAACCCCCCCGGCCUUUUUGGCAGGUUCUCCCCAGUCUCAGUGUGGAUCCUCUGCAGGAGUUCAGCAGCUGGUACCCUCCUGUGUGGACCCUGAGCCCAGAUCAGGGCUUUAGCCUGGUGAAGGUGCCACCCAAUGCCAAAGCCUACCAAAGCGUCCACUGCCUGUUCCACAGCACCAUGUUGGAGACCAAGACAGAGAUCAUCAGCAUACAGCAGGUCCAGAACGUUUUCCAGUGGGACAAGUAUAGGAGGCAGAAGGAGCACAUGCAGAGUCGCAGCACAGUCGAGAGAAGGUCUCUGGAGCGGCACCUGUUCCACGGGACCACUGAGGAUUGCGCCAAGGAGAUCAGUUUGACCAACUUUGACCCGCGAGUUUCAGGGAAGAACGGGGUGGCAUACGGCCAGGGUACCUACUUUGCCCGACAUGCCCGUUACGCCGAUGCGUAUGCACAGGCAUCAGGCGAGGAGAACUGCCAGCACAUGUUCCUUGCCAAGGUGCUGGUGGGCAGGAUGAGUGUGGGGAAUACGACGUUCUGUCGCCCACCCUGUCUCGACCCCCAAGCACCUGGAUUUGAGCGGUAUGACACCUGCGUGAAUCGGCUUUACAAUCCAUCUACCUUUGUGGUGUUCGAUAGCUGCCAGUGCUAUCCCUACUACCUCAUCAAAUACAAAGCAUUGUCUGACAUCGUCAACAUCUGUUGAGUGAGACCCCAAAACAUUUUACCGCCUGUUUUUUCCGCUUUUCAUUGUGUUGAAACAUUAUACACUGGUUAGUUCAGCUGUGUGGCAGGUGGGCUUUGAGCAUUUCACUUCAACAGGGAGAUGUAGGUGAAGUUUAGUGGGGUAUACUGCCACCAGCAGGCCACAUGUUGUACUCAAUACAUCAGUUCUGUGUUCUUGUGGUAGCCAAUAGAGAAAGCAAAAAUAGCGCUCUCCAGUGUCUUGGAGAACCAUAUGGUGGUAUACACUAUUUGUUUGAUCUGAACUGGAUAAAGGGAUGGUUGACUUUCUAGAGUUUUUAAGAAUCAUUUCAGCUUUGGUACAUAUUUGCAAUUGGAUAUUUUUGACAUUUGCAGAAGGUUCUGAUGACUUACCAGCUUUAAAAUGGCUAAAGAAAGAAAACACACUUCAGGUAACUCCAAAGCAGCUAUUGUGCUGCACCUUUGACGUGAUGCCCCCAGACAUCGUGUUGUACAUGCUAAAUGUAAUUUUCAAACUGAAAUCAAAAUUUUAUUUGAUUUGUAUCACUCUCCAAUGGAGCAUGCAGCAUGAAACCACUGUGCUGAAGGAAAGGAAUGCCAGCAUGAUAUACAAAAUGAUAAUUAUGAAUAAAUGUUAUAAAAUAGAAGUGAAUCAGUGACAUCAGUGUACAUGCUGUUUUGGAGUUAUUUAAAGUGUUUUUUGUGCUUUGGACUGUGAAACCCCCUAUAUCAGCCAUUUUAAACUAAACAGGUCAUUAGGAACUUUUGGUAAUAUCUAAAAUAUCAUUCAUCACACAAACACUGCCUGGGCAAACUAAAAACACCAAAUUUGAAAUACCAAAAUAAACCCCAGAAAGUGAACUAUCCCUUUAAGACUGAUACUGUUGAAGUUCUUUUUGUUAAAGGUUAUUUUCAGAAUUGUCAUGCAAUUAUCUAUUCAAAAAAUACCAUUUGCAGAAAAGAAUAUAUGUUAUCAAAUGUUUAAUUUAGCAGUUCAAGUUUUUCCUAUGUGGACAUUUCUAAAAGCCAGAAUCACAAUUUCUGGUAAUAGCAUAAACGUGUUCAGCUUUCAGUGCUUUACCAGACCCAGUAAAAUAGACUUAACUGGAGCAACCUUAAAUAGCUAGUUGUGGAUCCUGGGUUGACAGUGUUUACUGUGAAAGGAAAUGCAGUUUUGACUGUAAUAAAAGGUUUCCUUCA
Messenger RNA from Anguilla rostrata (American eel), 3437 nucleotides. Its product is annotated as protein mono-ADP-ribosyltransferase TIPARP-like. The transcript is spliced from 6 exons. NCBI's taxonomy places the organism in Eukaryota, Metazoa, Chordata, Actinopteri, Anguilliformes, Anguillidae. The record is from RefSeq and is a predicted model, not a curated record. The coding region runs from base 292 to 2238 and encodes 648 amino acids. Gene Ontology annotation, molecular function: NAD+-protein mono-ADP-ribosyltransferase activity; metal ion binding; NAD+ poly-ADP-ribosyltransferase activity. Gene Ontology annotation, cellular component: nucleus.